Molecule: messenger RNA, 2230 nt
Organism: Mercenaria mercenaria
Lineage: Eukaryota; Metazoa; Mollusca; Bivalvia; Venerida; Veneridae
Product: neuferricin-like
Exons: 4
Coding region: 244-1068 (274 amino acids)
Cellular component (GO): membrane; endomembrane system
Source: RefSeq, a predicted model, not a curated record
UCUAAAUCGCUCUUUGAGAAAGGAACGACACGCUUCGCUUUCCCGUAAAGAUUCAAUACUUGUAUAUUCUAUAUCAACAGGAACUAUUUGAGACAAAAUUUCAAUGAAUAUACAUCUUUACAAAGUAAGGCAUUCUGCAAGCAAACAAAAUUACGGUAACAAAUUAAAAAGUAACCGAGGAAAUAGAUGAAUGAUUGAGAAACUGUUCACUACUACCUUUACUGUAAAACCCGGAAGUAAAAUAUGAUCACAAAGAUUUUGUUGUUUACAGCAGUUUUAGUGGUUGUCAUUGCACUUUUAUUGACUACUGACUUAUGUGAACCAUUAAUUGACUUCAUACUCGCCUCGUUAUCUUUUACUUCCUCUGCAACAUCGUCUAAUAUCCGACUUUUCACAAAAGACGAACUGUCCAAAUUUACCGGCAAAGAGGAGUCAGGGGUAUACUUGGCAAUACUGGGCGAUGUAUUCGAUGUAACUAAGGGCAAGAAACAUUAUGGAGAAGGUGGAGGAUAUCAUUUCUUCACAGGGAAGGAUGGAACUAGGGCAUAUGUUUCAGGAGACUUUACUGAGAAAGGUCUUAUAGAAGACACAGAAGGAUUAUCUCAUGCAGAUUACCUAGGAUUAGAAGAAUGGAAUGAAUUCUACAAGAGACAGUACAAACAUAUAGGCAGGUUGAUUGGACAUUAUUACAACGAUAAAGGGCAACCAACAGAAGCGUUAAAACAGUUCAAUUUGAAACUGCAAGAAGCAAAAAGAGCCAAGUUAUCUGAUGAGGAUGACAAGAAACGGUUCCCAACUUGUAACUUCGAAUAUAAACAAGGAUGGGGUCGUAGGACAUGGUGUUCAACAAUGAGUGGAGGCGUCAAGAGAGAUUGGGCAGGUUUACCCAGACGAUAUUUCCAACCAGGCAAAACUGAGCCACGAUGCGCAUGCGUAAAAAAUACGGGCCCGCCGUCAGGAUCUGAUUCCAGUGCUGAUCAUAACAACAAAGGGGACCUGGACAAUCCUUUAAUGAAAACGUAUGACGGCUGUGAUGAAAACUCAUUCGAGUGUUUUUUCAAAGAGUGAACGUAAAUGGAAAUUUUGCUGUAAAAAGUUAGUUUUGAAAUGAUAAGUUUUGUUUUACUUUUUAUGUAAGAAGUUUCAAAAUCUGAAGUAAUAGUCAGGUGGAAAAAUGGAGAAUGAGUUUAGAUUUGAUAACAUGGACGAUUUUAUUGUUUGGAGAGAUGUUAGGGUACAAAGUCAAAAUAAGCAACAAACACAUGCAAGUAUUGAAUACCGUUUACUUACAUAUAAUGUAUGCACUGUUUUUUUAGUUAAUACACAUGGUAAUUUUGUUUGCCAAAAUAUUGUGUUAUAAUGAACAGCUUUUAGCCUAUUUCAAUGAAAAUGUUGUGAUGGUGAAAAUAGAAAAGUGAAUCAAUUUUAUAUAGUCGCUUGUUCAGAGAUAGCAGAAUGUUCUGUACUAGUUGUUUUGUUGAUAAUGCAAGAGGAAGCGUUCGCAUCGAAAGAGAAAUGAAAUUUAUAUUUUUAUAAUUUUGUACAUCAUUUAGAUUAUAGCUUUACGAAAACGAUGCCGUUUAUAUUUUUCACGAUGUGUUAAAACUAGAUCUUCGGUGGACGCGCAUGCUCCCUAAAGUGUUUACAACACUCGCAAAUGAAGAUCUAAGUCUUACAUGUAGUUGUAAUACAGCUGUUCAGGGUUGGGCUGCUUGCUCGUUUGAAAUUGUUCUUGAAACCUAACCCUUUACUCUUAUAUCUGGUUUUUGCCUUUAAGAUAAUUUUUGUGUGCGACUCCUAUCAACUGCAUUUAGGGUUGUUAUCAUGCUAUUCAAACCCUUUGUUGUUUAAUUCCUUUUAACAAGUAUACUAUAUAUUUCAAAGAACAAUAAAUGACCACUAAAUUCUUUGAGUUAAGGCAUAUUUUUGUGCGUGCAAGUAGAUACAAUGUAUUACGUAAAUGUUUUUUAUCACAUGUUUGACGUCGCGGGAGUGUAAUAAAGCCAUUGCAUAAAAAUGGUAAUACACUAUAGUGUAAUAAAGCUUUGACGUCGUCGUCGUUUAUAGUAUAUGAGACGUUGGUCAAAUUGACCUGUUUAUAUUAUAGUUAAAGAAAGUAGAAUUUUUAUGUUUCGACAGGAAAAGCUAACAUGUGAUAAAAAGAAUAUUACAUUUGUGACUUUCCACAUUGAAUUUAUUAAACUCGUUGAAUAAAAUUGAUAAAAUGCUC